AUGAAAGCAUGUGGUGAAGCUGUGUCUAGUUCAAUGAGAGUAGAAAAGAUCUUAAGAUCAUUAUUCCCUAGGUUUGACUAUGUAGUAGCAGCUAUAGAGGAACCUAAAGAUCUUGAUAGCAUGACAGUUGAAGAGCUACAAGGAUCUUUGGAAGCACAUGAACAAAGGAUGUAUCAGAGAAACUCUGACAAAUCCAAAGGUGAAAUUGCUUUACAAGCACAUCAGAGCAAUAAAGAUAAGAAAGGAAAUGGUAAAUGGCAAGAUGAAUGUAGGUCCAAAGAUGAAUCAAGUGAUGUUGAAGCAAAAAUGACCAGAAAUGAUGAUGAUGAAGGUUUAGUGAUGCUUCUUGUAACUACAAGAGAUGAUAGUGACUGUCAAGUGAAAUGGUAUCUUGAUACUCGGUGUUCAACACAUAUGACAGGAAGAAAAGAUUGGUUCAUAAGCCUUAAAGCUACACAGAACAACAAUGUGAAAUUUGCAGACAAUAGUAGUCUUGCAGUGCAAGGUAUUGGAGAUGUAUCCAUAAAAAGAAAGAAAGUUUAUUAUUCAUCCACUUUUGGGCCACACAAGUAA
Molecule: messenger RNA, 573 nt
Organism: Trifolium pratense (red clover)
Lineage: Eukaryota; Viridiplantae; Streptophyta; Magnoliopsida; Fabales; Fabaceae
Exons: 2
Coding region: 1-573 (190 amino acids)
Source: RefSeq, a predicted model, not a curated record